AUCGGGUGCCCCUCGAGGAGCCGCCGGCUUCACCCCGGUCACCCCCCAGCUCGAACCGCCAGGAGCGAGGCCCUCCCGAGGCCCCGGCGCAAGGGACCAUGAAAGUGAGGUCGGCCGGUGGCGACGGAGAUGCGUUGUGUGUUUCAGAAGAGGAGCUGGCUGGCGAAGAGGACAUGCCGUCCUUCCCGUGCACACAGGAGGGCCAGCUGGGGCCCCGCUGCAGCCGCUGCCAGAAGAACCUGUCUUUGCACACAUCCGUGCGGAUUUUGUACCUCUUCCUGGCCCUGCUCCUGGUGGCUGUGGUUGUGCUGGCCUCUCUGGUUUUCAGGAAAGUAGACUCUCUCUCAGAAGACAUCUCCCUGGCCCAGGCCAUUUAUGACAAGAAGCUUGUGUCUGUGCAGGAAAAUCUCCAGGGACUUGAUCUGAAAGCCCCGAACAACUGCUCUUUCUGCCAUGAGGCUGGGCAGCUGGGGCAAGAGAUCAGAAAACUGCAGGAGGAGCUGGAGGGGAUUCAGAAGAUGCUUCUGGCUCAGGAGGUCCAGCUGGACCAGACCUCCCAGACCCAUGAGCUGCUCUCCACCACCAGCAGUCAAAUCUCCCAGGAGAUGGGCAAUUGUUCCUUCUCCAUCCACCAGGUCAAUCAGACUCUGGGGAUCUUCCUGACUCAGGUGAGAGGCUGGCAGGCCACCACAGCCGGCCUGGACCUUUCUCUGAAGGACCUCACCCAGGAGUGCUAUGACGUCAAGGCUGCAGUGCACCAGAUGAACUUCACCGUGGGGCAGACCUCAGAAUGGGUCCAUGGGAUUCGCCGGAAGACGGACGAGGAAACCCUGACCCUCCAGAAGAUUGUCACUGACUGGCAGAACUAUACCCGGCUCUUUGGCAGCCUGCGCACCACCUCGGCCACCACCAGAGAAGCAGUCAAGAACAUCCAGGCCACCCUGGGGGACACAUCACAGCACAUCAGCCAGAAUUCUGAGAGCAUGCAUGACCUGAUGAUGCAGGUCAUGGGCUUGCACCUGCAGCUGGAUAACAUCUCAUCGUUCCUGGACGACCAUGAAGAGAACAUGCACGACCUGCAGUACCACACUCGCUAUGCCCAGAACCGCACGGUGGAGAGGUUCGAGACGCUGGAAGGACGCAUGGCCUCUCAUGAGAUCGAGAUUGGCACCAUCUUCACCAACAUCAAUGCCACCGACAGCCAUGUGCACAGCAUGCUCAAGUACCUGGAUGAUGUGCGGCUGUCCUGCACGCUGGGUUUCCACACCCACGCCGAGGAGCUCUACUACCUUAACAAGUCUGUCUCUCUCAUGCUGGGCACCACGGACCUGCUCCGGGAGCGCCUCAGCCUGCUCAGCGCCCGCCUGGACUUCAACGUCCGCAACCUGUCCAUGAUCAUGGAGGAGAUGAAGGCCGUGGACACACAUCAUGGGGAAAUCCUCCGCAACGUCACCAUUGUACGAGGUGCCCCUGGCCCUCCAGGACCAAGAGGACUCAAGGGAGAUGUAGGCAUGAAAGGGCCCGUUGGUGGCAGAGGACCAAAAGGAGAUGCUGGCGGCUUGGGUCCCCCGGGACCUCAGGGCCCCCAGGGGCAGCCGGGGGAAACCGGACCCAUGGGAGAGAGGGGGCCAGUUGGCCUGCGAGGCUUCCCAGGCCUCAAAGGCUCGAAGGGCAGUUUUGGAACUGGAGGUCCAAGAGGACAGCCAGGCCCCAAAGGGGAUGUGGGGCCCCCAGGGCCAGAGGGGCCCCCAGGGCCUCCGGGGCCAGAGGGGCCUCAGGGAAAACCGGGGAUUGCUGGGAAGACGGGUUCACCAGGCCAGCGGGGGCCCGUGGGACCUAAGGGCGAACCCGGGAUCCAGGGUCCCCCUGGGCUUCCUGGGCCCCCAGGCCCACCAGGAAGCCAGGUCCGCUACUGAGGAGGGUCCCCAGUCCCAGACACUGCCAUGCAGAAUGCCAGGAAGGGGGCUUAGGGCAGAGCGAGCUCCCAGAAAGCCUCACGUACAGAUGACCGUGCUCCUUUGAGCCCGAGGGGGCUGGCCCCAGGCCUGGACCCUGCACCUCUGGGCUCCCUUGUAGUGGCUGUACCAUGGAAAACAGUCCCUCCCAGACACACACACAUGCAUUUCCCUGCUGGCCGGGGGGCCAACUGGGUUUCCCUGGCUGGGCAGGAGGAGGGGGGAGAGGAAGGCCUCCCUCUCCCAUGACUGAGCCAGCCAGGGAGGUGGCUACCUCGGGAGGAAGGCCUUGAACUUAUCCCUGAAUUGGUGACCAACGUCAGACUUCCCAGCAUCUUCACACCCAUCCCGGCCAGCAGUUUCCUGGGGCUCUCAGUGGUUAAAAGGACCCAGGGGAGCUUUUACAGGGGAUUAGGGUUCAAAGUCUAGGGACAAGAUGGACUUGGCGCCUGGCAGAUCCUCCCCCUAACUGUGGGAGCGGAGACCUGGGAGCACCCGGCCUCACACGGGACAGAGGAAUCCACUGUGGCCGCCGUCCUCAGGACAGUGCCGUCCUGCAUACCGUGCCCUCAGGAGUUCAGCAGUGUUUUCCACAUCUCCAGAAAAUUCCUUGCUUCACCCAUGCUUCCACCUGUCAGGAGCAUUCCAGAAGAAAUCUAUGCAGUUUCAUCUGUGCAGGGAUACUCGCCAGGCACUGGACCAUUCCGCCAAAGUGGCGCCCAGCCCAUGGAAGGUGGAGGACGGCUGGCGAAGGCUGUGGUCACUAGGCUGCCUAGAAAGCUGUCCCCCUUGCUGUCCAUUCCUGGGGGGGGCCUCUCUGUGGUGGCUGGGGGAGGACUGACCGCGGAUAACAGGGCAGCUCUCCCUUCUGCACCCAGCUCUCCUUCUGCCCAGUGACCUCACGCCCUGUGACCCAGAAUGGCCCACGACCUCUCUGCAUGAGAAGCACAACUGAACGAGGAGGGAUGGCCCUGAACAUCCACAAGAGGCUCAUUUGGACAUCACCCCUUGCCCACCUCUUGACUUGCUGUACACCCCGGCAGGAGGGAGCAUGCGGAAGCCCCCCAGUGGGGAGAAGGCUUCCCAUAGGCUCAACUCGGGGAGCGGCCCUGCCUUCGUGUUCCAGCAGAGCCCGACCACCCCUGGGGCGGAGCAGGGAGCUGUCUCCUCCCCAGCCUGACUCAGAGAUGAGCCCCUCUCCCCAUUCCAAUUGCCUUGAUGCCAUCUCUCUGCUCAUAAUAGAUGUGCAACUGGUUUGCACUCUCGCCCGUCCCCACUGUCAUGUAAUUCUUCUGUCCACAUAUGAUAUCAUGCAACAUAGUAUUACUGACUCAGUAAAGAGUUGUUUCCAAGAA
Pteronotus mesoamericanus is the source of this 3310-nucleotide messenger RNA. RefSeq names its product scavenger receptor class A member 3 (gene SCARA3). NCBI's taxonomy places the organism in Eukaryota, Metazoa, Chordata, Mammalia, Chiroptera, Mormoopidae. The record is from RefSeq and is a predicted model, not a curated record. The transcript is spliced from 6 exons. Bases 99 to 1916 code for a protein of 605 amino acids.